AUGCCAUACAUUUUGCAGUUCGCCCCUUUUUUGACUCAGAUAAUGUCAUUUUUGGGCGUUAAUUCUAUGCAGGAGAUUGAUGUCGCAAGUAUGCUGGAGAGUUAUUUACCUGUUGUCCGUAAGAUCACGGAACAAUUUAAAGACCCAUCGAAAACGACCUUCGUUUGUGUGUGUAUCCCCGAAUUCCUCAGCAUGUAUGAAACUGAACGCCUUGUUCAGGAACUAACUGCCCAAGAGAUUGAUGUGCACAACAUUAUCAUCAACCAACUUCUCUUUCCCAAACCGAUUCUGGAUGCAGAAGGCAACCCGAUUCCCGAACAUAUCGAUGAUGAGCCCAGGUCCUCCUGCCGAAUGUGUUUAGCACGAGAGCGCAUUCAGACGAAGUAUCUUGGACAGAUUCUGGAGCUCUACGAGGACAUGCACGUGAUGCAGCUUCCUCUACUUGAGGAGGAGGUUCGAGGCUUCGAUCAAGUGCGGAACUUCUCCGAGCACCUUAUGAAGCCUUUCAGGCGCUAA
Messenger RNA from Protopolystoma xenopodis, 516 nucleotides. The record is from the annotation of a GenBank genome assembly. NCBI's taxonomy places the organism in Eukaryota, Metazoa, Platyhelminthes, Monogenea, Polystomatidea, Polystomatidae.